CUUCUCCCGUGAGAAAGUGGGGCUUAGGCAAAGGCAUAGCAUUGUAUCUUUCUGGGUACUCUCUUUCUUCUUCUUCUUCUCCAACGGCAUGCGACUCUCACUUCCUCAGCUCUAUUUUCUUCUCGAUCCAUCCUCUCUGCAACUCCAUUUCUAGAUACAUAUCCAGAAUUUUGACCUCAUGGAUAUGGCUUCUAACCCUCGAACUGUGGAGGAAAUCUUCAAAGAUUACAGUGCUCGUAGGGCUGGUCUCGUUCGUGCUCUUACUAACGAUGUUGAUGAAUUUUACGCGCUUUGUGAUCCAGAGAAGGAGAACUUGUGUCUGUAUGGACAUCCAAAUGAAAGCUGGGAUGUGGCUCUGCCUGCGGAAGAAGUUCCACCAGAGCUUCCUGAGCCAGCUCUUGGUAUCAACUUUGCUAGAGACGGCAUGAACCGCAAGGACUGGCUUUCACUAGUAGCUGUUCAUAGUGACUCUUGGCUGCUUUCUGUGGCUUUUUACUUUGGAGCUCGUCUUAACCGCAAUGAAAGGAAGCGUCUGUUCAGUAUGAUCAAUGACCUCCCUACAGUCUUCGAAGUUGUAACAGAAAGGAAACCCGUCAAAGAAAAGCCUAGCAUUGAUAGCGGAAGCAAAUCUCGUGGCAACACAAAGAGAUCCAUUGAUGGUCAAGUGAAAAGCAAUCCUAAGCUUGCAGAUGAAAGUUUCGAGGAGGACGAAGACGAACACAGCGAAACCCUCUGCGGGAGCUGUGGUGGAAACUACAACGCAGACGAGUUUUGGAUCGGGUGCGACAUAUGCGAGAAGUGGUUCCAUGGGAAAUGUGUGAAGAUUACACCUGCCAAGGCUGAGAGCAUCAAGCAAUACAAAUGCCCAUCUUGCAGCAUGAAAAGAGGCAGGCAGUAGUUUAGUCAGGUAAAGACCAAUGAGGUAAAAACAAAAAACGACAAAAAAAAGCAGAGGUAAAAAAACAAUGUUUGUUUCAGAAGCUGACCAGAGUAGAUAGCUAAGCUGCCACUGUUUGAAGUUGGGGUACAGUAAUUUAAUGUUGUCUUUGUGAUGUUUGUUACCAUAGAUUCUCUUAAUGGGCUUGGCAGUGCUUUCCUCCCUCACCCAUUAAAUCUUUGAUUAUCUUAUAUGUAUAUCUAAAAUUCUUAAUUUGAUGGCGUAUAUGAAUAACAUACUCAUUACAAAGUCAUCUAUUAUUGUGGUUGAUUGCCAUGCCUAACAUUCGAGUAAAGUGUGUCACGUGCUUACACGUGCAUCGCCAUUGAUCUU
Messenger RNA from Humulus lupulus (European hop), 1270 nucleotides. Its product is annotated as PHD finger protein ALFIN-LIKE 2-like. Gene Ontology annotation, cellular component: nucleus. Gene Ontology annotation, biological process: regulation of DNA-templated transcription. The record is from RefSeq and is a predicted model, not a curated record. NCBI's taxonomy places the organism in Eukaryota, Viridiplantae, Streptophyta, Magnoliopsida, Rosales, Cannabaceae. Gene Ontology annotation, molecular function: transcription coregulator activity; histone binding; transcription cis-regulatory region binding. The transcript is spliced from 6 exons. The coding region runs from base 179 to 898 and encodes 239 amino acids.